AAGUGGCAAUGUCAUUUUACAGGACAGGAUUUGACUUUGACAGAAUUGACAAUAAACAUCGAUGCCGUUCUGUCGGCUGAUAAUAUUUUGUAAAGCGAUUUGUAUUGUUAUGAAAAUGUGCUGUGAUAUAACUAAUAGUAAUCAAUCAAGUUAGUCAAAAUGGGAAGUUUAAACAUAGCAGAGUGGUCACCGGACCAGGUGAUGGAUUGGCUGUCCGGGCUGGGGCCCACGGUGGCGGGCUACGUGCCGGCGCUUCGCCAGCGCGGCCUGGACGGCGCCAAGCUGCUCACCCUACGAUGUGAUGAUCUCGAAUACCUCGGAAUUCACGUUAUCGGGCACCAGGAGCUGCUGCUCGAAGCAGUCGAACACUUGCGGAACUUUCAGUACGAGGUGUCGCGCGAGUGCGUGCAGCAGCUGGCGCUGCGCGUGUCGGGCGCGGCCACGUCGCUGGCUCGCGCGCUGCGGCACGCGGCGGACGCGCGCCUCGAGACGCACUCGCUGGCGGACGUGGCGCGCACCGUGCACGCCGUCAAGCCGCUCGUCUGCUGGCUCGACAGGUGGGCGGGCACGGGCGCGGCGCUGGGCGAGCGCAAGGCGGCGCUGCUGAAGCUGGCGCUGGAGGCGGCCACGUGCGCGCAGCGCGACCGCUUCGCCGAGCAGCCCGCGCGCGCCGUCGCCGCCGCCGCCGCCGCCGCCGCGCAGCUCGCAGACUACAUCAUACAGGACGUGUCGGACCCGAUGAUCCUGCAGCCGGCCUCGCUGGACACGGUGACGCUGCGGCAGGGCGCGCGCGCUCUCGGCUUCGAGGUGCUGCCCUCCUUCUGCGGCCACCACCAGCUCGCCCACAUCCGCUUCGGCUCGCCCGCGCACGCUUCGGGCGCCGUGCACGACGGCGACGAGAUCGUGCAGGUGGGCGCGCAGUGCGUCAUCGGGUGGAGCGGCGAGGCGGUGGAGCAGCUCUGCGCGCGCACCGCCGCCGCGGCGCCCGCCGGGGAGCUGCCGCUGCGUCUGCGUCGUCGCGGCGCCGCCCGCCUCGCCCGCACCCCCCCGCUGCACGCCCCGCGCCGCGCCCGCCGCCGCCUGCCUCCCGCCGCCGACCUGCUCGCGCACAGGUCCCCGCGAUGA
This is a messenger RNA of Papilio xuthus (Asian swallowtail), 1125 nucleotides long. RefSeq names its product connector enhancer of kinase suppressor of ras 3-like. Lineage: Eukaryota; Metazoa; Arthropoda; Insecta; Lepidoptera; Papilionidae. The coding region runs from base 160 to 1125 and encodes 321 amino acids. The record is from RefSeq and is a predicted model, not a curated record. The transcript has 7 exons. Gene Ontology annotation, molecular function: protein binding.